This is a messenger RNA of Neoarius graeffei (lesser salmon catfish), 3456 nucleotides long. It is a transcript of the gene slc37a2, whose product is annotated as solute carrier family 37 member 2. Gene Ontology annotation, cellular component: endoplasmic reticulum membrane. Bases 471 to 1955 code for a protein of 494 amino acids. Gene Ontology annotation, biological process: glucose-6-phosphate transport; phosphate ion transmembrane transport. NCBI's taxonomy places the organism in Eukaryota, Metazoa, Chordata, Actinopteri, Siluriformes, Ariidae. Gene Ontology annotation, molecular function: glucose 6-phosphate:phosphate antiporter activity. The transcript has 18 exons. The record is from RefSeq and is a predicted model, not a curated record.
GGGGAGGAGGGAGGCUUUUCUUUCUUUCUUUCUUUCUUUCUUUUUCCACACAUUUAUAUAUGGAUUUUAUUUUCGUGAACUCGGGGCAGAUUCCACACCCGUGACGCGUGAAAGCGGAGUGAGCGCGCGGGUAUUAAUAGCGGCGGGUUGUUCCCGAGUGCCGGCGGGCAGCGCGCGCAGCUUCCGCCGAGAGUCCCGGUGUUGAGUGACCCGUCCGAGGAGCGCGAGCUGCACCAUUUACACACCCGGGCUUAGCUGCAGGUUACUGAUCACCGGGGUGGGUUUCUCCCAGUCUGUUUUAUAGAAUUUUUCAAAUAUAUUUAUAUUAUAUUCCGUGUUUAUUUAUAGAAAGACUGGGUUUUUUUUUUAUUAUUAUUUCUGCGUUUUGUUUUGUUUUUAACCUGAAGAUGUCCGGAAAGCACUCGAUAACCGGUUUCUAAUCAGCGAAUCAAAAACAAAAGAGUUCAAUAAUGAAAUCAUCUCUGGCUCCUGGCAUCAGAUUCAUCAGAGCUUUCUCCAGAGACAGCUGGUACCGAGGCUUCAUCCUCCUCCUCACGUUCCUGUUCUAUACAGCGUACCAUCUCUCACGGAAACCUAUAAGUAUUGUCAAGAGUGAGCUUCAUAGAAACUGCUCCAAUGUCAUUCGACCUGCCGACCUCAAUGUCACGGACAAUUCCACCUGGUGUGACUGGGCUCCUUUUGACCAAGACAAUUACCAGCACCUGUUUGGAUGGCUGGACAAUUGCUUUCUUGUGGCCUACGCCAUCGGCAUGUUCUUCAGUGGCAUUUUUGGUGAGCGACUGCCCCUGCGUUACUACCUCACCACUGGGAUGCUACUCAGCGGUCUUUUCACAGCACUCUUUGGCCUGGGAUUCUACUGGAGCAUUCAUUCGUUGUGGUACUACUGUUUAGUGCAGGUUGCAAAUGGGCUGGUACAGACAACAGGCUGGCCUGCGGUGGUGGCUUGUGUUGGCAACUGGUUCGGAAAGGGGAAGCGAGGGUUCAUCAUGGGCGUGUGGAACUCGCACACCUCUGUGGGGAACAUCCUGGGCUCGCUCAUCGCCGGAGCGUUUGUCACAACCGCCUGGGGCAUGUCCUUCAUUGUUCCUGGCAUCAUCAUCGCCGCUAUGGGAGUCCUCUGCUUCUUCUUCCUGGUUGAGCAUCCAGAAGACGUGAAAUGCAGCCCACCUCAACACCAUGACAGCCCAGAGCGAGAGCCUUUGCUAAGGACCUCACUGAAUAGCGAGGAGAUCUUCAACAAUCACACGACUGCAGUAGUGGAGGCUGGUGAGGAAACAGAGGCCAUCAGUUUCUUUGGAGCUCUCAGGAUACCGGGUGUGGUGGAGUUCUCCCUUUGUUUGCUUUUCGCUAAGCUGGUUAGUUACACAUUCCUCUACUGGUUACCACUAUACAUUGCAAAUGUCGCAAAUUUUGAUCCUAAAGCAGCAGGGGACUUGUCUACACUCUUUGACGUUGGGGGAAUUCUGGGCGGCAUCAUAGCUGGGCUUGUUUCAGACUACACCGGAGGGAGGGCGUCCACCUGCUGUGCCAUGCUAAUCGCUGCUGCUCCUAUGCUGUUCCUGUACAACCUCGUCGGACAGAACGGUGUGCCAACCACAGUCGGUAUGCUGCUACUUUGUGGUGCGCUUGUGAACGGACCCUACGCUCUCAUCACCACGGCUGUGUCAGCUGACCUGGGAACCCAUGAGUGUCUGAGAGGAAACGCCAGGGCUCUGUCCACUGUAACAGCUAUUAUUGAUGGUACAGGAUCGAUAGGUGCUGCUAUUGGACCUCUUCUAGCCGGCUUGAUCUCUCCCACUGGUUGGAAUAAUGUUUUCUACAUGCUCAUCACUGCUGAUGUACUGGCCUGUCUGCUACUGUCCAGGUUAGUGUUUAAGGAGGUCCGAGGAUGGUGUGGCUACGCUACAAGACAAAGAGGGUUCAAAGAGACCUGAGGUGCAGCCGGACAAGUGAAUAUCACAGCUGUGGUGGGAAAAUGGUGGCGGUGACAAAACAACAAAACCAAGACCCGAUUUCCUGAUCCAUCACACAAAGCUGUUUUUUUAAAAGAUAUUUUUAUUUUCAUCUGAAUAUGGGACACUUUUAUCCUUUUACCCUCAGACAAAAGAAACAAUAUGCCCAAUGGUGUGAUGAAUGAAACGAUGGGCGGAAACAAGCCCCUUUGAUGUAUAGGGGGGAAGAAGAAGAAAAAGAAGAAAGAAAGAAAGAGAAUCAGAACUCCUCGAUUUUAACUGAACUGUGCCUGAUUUUUUUGUUUUGUUUUAAUCAUUACAAAAUGCUAAUCAUGUAUAUUUGCUUUUAUCCCAAGUCUCUAUGGUUACUCUAGAUUCAGGACCAAACACAUCUCUCUCUCUCUUUCUCUCUCUCACCCAUAUACUACCGUUCAAAAGUUUGGGGUCACUUUGAAAUGUCCUUAUUUUUGAAAGAAAAGCACUGUUCUUUUCAAUGAAGAUCACUUUAAACUAAUCAGAAAUCCACUCUAUACAUUGCUAAUGUGGUAAAUGACUAUUCUAGCUGCAAAUGUCUGGUUUUUGGUGCAAUAUCUCCAUAGGUGUAUAGAGGCCCAUUUCCAGCAACUCUCACUCCAGUGUUCUAAUGGUACAAUGUGUUUGCUCAUUGCCUCAGAAGGCUAAUGGAUGAUUAGAAAACCCUUGUACAAUCAUGUUAGCACAGCUGAAAACAGUUGAGCUCUUUAGAGAAGCUAUAAAACUGACCUUCCUUUGAGCAGAUUGAGUUUCUGGAGCAUCACAUUAAUUUGUGGGGUCGAUUAAAUGCUCAAAAUGGCCAGAAAAAUGUCUCGACUAUAUUUUCUAUUCAUUUUACAACUUAUGGUGGUAAAUAAAAGUGUGACUUUUCAUGGAAAACACAAAAUUGUCUGGGUGACCCCAAACUUUUGAACGGUAGUGUACAUGUAUAUAUAUACACACACACACUCGCAGAAACACUAUUCUUCAGGUUACUCAGAUAGUCUCUGUCUGAGAGCGGGCUACAGUAAUGUUUGGGUGUUCAGAUGAGCCAGAUUUUGCUGUGCAAAUCUGCUGGAAUGAGUUUGGCUAUGCUUUACAACAUGACUCACUAAUUAAACAAUGAAAUCCGAGGCUUUAUAUAAUUGAAUUGUCUUCAGAGACCAUGUAUUCGUAAAUUCACUAGGUUGUAAAGCAGUUGCAACAAGCACUUUUCAACUACACUAUGGACGUUUUAAUGAAAUUGACAUUCACCUCGAAUUAACUGCAAAGUCAAUGCAAAGCUUUGGAAGAAUCAAUGUUUUGUUUAAAAGCUCAAAUGAUUGAUUAAUAUCAAUGUAUAUAAGACAUGAUGAGAUAUUUAUUAGUAUACACUGUGUGACAAUACAGUGAAUUCAACUACAAUGCUAACAAAUUGUUUUCAUGAUAAUGAAACACUUGGAAAUAAACAGUGUGUUGUGCUUUUUGAUAA